This is a messenger RNA of Aspergillus uvarum CBS 121591, 1562 nucleotides long. RefSeq names its product HVA22/TB2/DP1 family protein. The transcript is spliced from 3 exons. The record is from RefSeq and is a predicted model, not a curated record. The coding region runs from base 347 to 1315 and encodes 322 amino acids. Lineage: Eukaryota; Fungi; Ascomycota; Eurotiomycetes; Eurotiales; Aspergillaceae.
GUCGUACUACUUACUGAUCCGGCCCCAGUUGCUCAAGGCAGCCACGCUUCAUCUGGGUUGCCCUCUCGUGCAAAGAUUUUUUUACACUACUUAUCCCUCCCUCUUUCCACAAUUCUCCCGCAAGUCUUAUAGCCCUUUCAUUCUUCCCUUUCUUUGCUGCGGCCGGCCGCUCUCCUUUGUGCUGCUCAUCCGGAGGUCGCGUGAAGCUUCCCCGCCCCGCAAUCCGACUGCUGCUUAGCUUACCGAUAAAUCGAUCCCCUCACCCCUGAGAGUAACCGCUACAAUAUUACCAUCGGAAAAAAUCAAUCCUUGGAGCGGUCAGUCUUUGCAAGUGCGCUAGCUCAUCAUGUUUGGUAUCAUUGCAGAUUUGUUCUCAUCGGUCAUCACGAUCCUCUUCCCUAUCUUUGCCUCAUAUAAAGCUCUGCGGUCCUCCGACCCCUCUCAACUGGCACCAUGGCUGAUGUACUGGGUGGUUUUGUCCGCCGUGCUGAUGGCUGAGUCCUGGACAGUCUUUAUCCUCGGAUGGGUGCCGUUCUACAGCUGGAUCCGCCUCUUUUUCUUCUCCUACCUUGUCCUCCCCCAGACGCAGGGCGCAAUCAUCCUAUACCAGGAACACGUUGAUCCUUUCCUUGCCCACCAUGAGCGAGAGAUUGAGGAAUUCAUUGGCCGUAGCCACGAGCGCGCCAAGGCUCUGGGGCUGCAUUAUUUCUACCAAGCCGUGGAUUACGUCCGAGAGAACAUCCUCGGCUGGCCGGCUCAGCGCCCGGCGGCUCCUCCUCCCCCGCCCCCGACCGGUCCUGCUGCCUACGCGCAGUCACUUCUCUCGCGAUUCAACAUCCCCGUAGCUCCUGCAUCUGGAGGGCCAACGGCCCCGUCCGCCCCCGCUGCCGGCGCUCACGAUUGGUUCUCCACCAUCAGUUCCGCCGUGGCAGCCGUGACCUCCGCCGGCAAGACCCCCGAAGCCCGUGGCGAGGAACUGUCUGCCAGCGGUAACCUGCUGCCCCGCGAUAUCGCCUCCAUGUCCCGCGCCGAUAAGGCGCAGUACAUCUCCCACCAGCGCGACCUGCUGGAGGUGCUGCGCAGCGCGCUGGCGAAGGAAGAGCGUGAACUGCACGGCAGCGAGACGGAGACAGACGACCUCGCAUACGGCGGUACUCCGCUGCAUAAGAACCCGAGCGAGAACUCGUUCCACCACGUAGAGCACGAGGACCUUCACAGGAGUUCUCCGGAUCUGUCCGCCCGGACGGCCAACGGUACCUGGUCUUCGGGGUGGUUCAACGGCGAAUCGACUGAUAUGCGUAACCGCCAUCCUUAAAAGAUAAGAUCCAACGGGUGGUGCUUGUUCUUCCUUGAGAUUCUUCUCUUCGGUUUUGGGUGUUGUGCCGUGCUCUUUCCCUUCUGCAAAGGUCUAGGGAUCUUCAAACAAAUAGAAUGGAAUUCGGUUAUACUUAUCGAUUAGAGCUUCCGGUCUAGGCGUAGAGUGACUGUCCUCGGAAACAGAGGAUAGGAUAAGAUGCGACCAUGUCACGGGGAUUGCUGGUGCUUUCCUUGUCAGGUGCUCC